AUGUCUUUCCUUGCAUUGUUCAACAAGUCAGCGCAGCCACUGCGUUACAAGCUGCUCGCUCGUUUAACUGCCUAUAAUGGCUCUAUCCAUGCACUUGCGAUUUCUAAUGAUGGACACCUGCUUGCAUGUGGUGGUACCGAGGGAAUCAAAAUCUGGGAUAUCAAAUCUCGGAAAGAACUCACAUCUUCGUCCAAUCAUCAUGAAUCAAGGGGAACAGUCAGUUGCGCAAUCUGGGCCACGACUACGAAAACCGCGGCAGAAACCCUCUGUUAUGGAACAGGCCUGGGUUAUAUCGUAUGUUUACAACGCAGUCUCACAGAUGAAAAAUUCCAGGAAAUAUGCGCCAGGAGACUGGGAUCAGGAUUUGAGAUCACAUGCUUGUCAUGGCGUUCAACUUCCUCUGAAGGAAACCUACGAAUUGUAGUCAGAACUAGAGACAAAAUGGUUCAGGUUCUGACGCUCAACACAAGCUCGCAGCUCCAGCCCGUCUUCGCAGUGCGACUUGAAAAUACGGUGCCCAAGUUGGUAGUGUUCGCAGACAACCGGAGCAUCUAUGUGUUCGGGCUCUAUGAUGGCAACUUCAUGAAACUGAAGGAUGAAGAUGGCGACAUAGUGCAAGAAAUUAGCUGCAAAUCAGUGAUUGGUCAUGCUGCGGUGUACUCAAAGCGGGGCGUUUUCGUUGUAGAUAAUGCAACAGACGGCUUUACAUUAUAUCGCCUUGAAGGUGAUGGUGAGCCUCUUCGAACGUUUGCAACUGGUUUGCCAAGUGUAUCGGUCCCGAAGCAAGUGGCAUUUGGGGAAGAAGGCAAGACAGGGGAGACACUUGAAACCCUCCACCACGCGGACACUGGCCUUGUGCAAACAAUAUCCGCACACGAUCUCAAUGGCCGCUGCACAAUUGCCAGCACUUCGCCCGUGCUAGGGCGCGGGAAAACUACAAUCAAGAUAUGGGUGUACGACUACUGCCGUGCCGAAGGUAUCCAAGGCGCCCUCAGGGGAUUACUGGUCCCUGUCGCACAUACUGAGACAGCUUUUUGCACACUGAACCGUGUACAUGGGUACAUGACUUCGGCAACAAUGAUUAAUGUGGCCGAUGACUUUUCACAGCGUGUCCAAGCUGCCAUGAUAUUUGACGAGUAUGUAGAUAUCCAGAAGGACAAGGAAGGGCCGACCGAAGGAUACAUCAAAAAUGACAUUGUGAUGCUCCGGGAAUUAGCGGCAAAGAUCCUGGAGCUAGCUCAAGAAGCGGACGGAGAGAUCGACAAAGAUGACCAUAGGGGCAAGCGCGAUACUGAUUACCCGCAAGCAGCGAAAGGAGAUGAAGAGGCGAAGGACCUAUCUCCCGUCCAGUACAUGUAG
This is a messenger RNA of Suillus clintonianus, 1359 nucleotides long. Its product is annotated as WD40-repeat-containing domain protein. Gene Ontology annotation, molecular function: protein binding. The transcript has 9 exons. Bases 1 to 1359 code for a protein of 452 amino acids. The record is from RefSeq and is a predicted model, not a curated record. NCBI's taxonomy places the organism in Eukaryota, Fungi, Basidiomycota, Agaricomycetes, Boletales, Suillaceae.